CGAACGCUCACGACUGACGAGUUCACGACAUGUCUGCAGUGGGGCAAAGGACGGUAACCCGCUCGGCGUCUUCAUCGACCAUCAGCGCGGCAGUAUCGCGGGACCCGUCCAGGAUCGACGAGAAGACGUCGAUCGAACAGGAAAAGCAAAACGUGCAGUCAGAGGUCGACAACAUCGACUCUGAGCUACAAUAUGGCGAGGCCCCAGAUGGUGGGCUCCGUGCUUGGCUCGCAAUCACAGGGUGUGCGGCCGGCACUUGCGCCACCUUUGGCCUAGUGAAUGCAUGGGGAGUUUUCCAAGAGUACUACCAGAGACAGGUGCUGUUUGGCACGUCCCCCUCUACGAUCGCGUGGAUAGGAUCAGUUCAGUAUGCUCUUAUUUUCCUUCCGGGCCUGUUCAUCGGGCGCGUUUUCGACAUGGGAUACACAAAAACGCCUCUAGGGUUGGCGAGCGCCGUCAUCAUAGCGGUAACCUUCCUCACUGCAGAGUGUACGAAGUACUGGCAGUUUCUGCUGUGUCAAGGCAUAGCUAUGGGACUGGCCUGCGGUGUCGUGUUCGGUACAGUCAUGGGCUGCCCCGCGCAUUGGUUCAAGAAAAGGCUAGGGCUCGCCCUCGGCAUCAUGGGGCUCGGAUCCACCAUUGGUGGUGCCGUCUUCCCCAUCGCCGUGCGUAACCUAGUCGAUCGAGUGGGAUUCAAGUGGACAAUGCGUAUCAUGGGUUUCAUUGAGAUCGCACUGCUCGCGUACCAGUUCGCUACCGUAGAGCGGCGCCUGCCGCCCAAGAAACAUACCGGUCCGUUCGUGGAUUUCUCUGCCUUCAAGUCGCUGGCGUUCUCCCUAUACUGCGUCUCGAGUUUCUUGGCCUUCCUAGGCAUCUAUACGGUCCUCACCUAUAUUGACGUCAGCGCAGUAUCGAAAGGCAUAGACCCGAACUUCUCAUUCUACCUGCUGGCCAUUGCCAACGCCUGCUCGGCGAUUGGCCGGAUUCUCGGCGGACUAUUGGCGGAUCGUAUAGGGCCCCUUACGGUAAUGACGCCCGCGACGUUCAUCGCCGGGAUCCUGACCUACGCAUGGCCGUUCGCGAACACCACUGGGGCGCUCAUCGGCAUCGCUAUCAUCUACGGCGGUGCGAGCGGCGUGUAUGUGUCUUUGCUCGUGGCGCCAGUCGUGCGCAUGGGCGGGACACAGGACGUUGGCGUGCGCGUGGGCAUGAGCAUGACGGUCAUCGCGAUCGGCGCUGUCGCUGGCCCUCCAAUCUCCGGUGCCAUCAACGCUGCGACAGGCGCGUACGUAUUCACUGGGGUCUGCGCAGGCACGACGGUCAUGGUGGCGUGCUGCUUCCUCAUCGCCACCCGUGUUGCCAUCCUCGGCGGCUUGCGAGGGAAAUGCUAAACGUCUAUCUUCUAUCUUCGCUCUUCUCGGGUUCUCUUCGUCGACGUUCGCUUCUCACAAGGUUUACGACAUCCAAUGCUCUAUGUAUGGCUCUAUAGACGUGCAACGGCAAUUGGCCAAUGAUCAUCAUACG
Messenger RNA from Trametes versicolor FP-101664 SS1, 1524 nucleotides. Its product is annotated as MFS general substrate transporter. Gene Ontology annotation, cellular component: fungal-type vacuole membrane. Gene Ontology annotation, molecular function: transmembrane transporter activity. The transcript has 12 exons. Bases 30 to 1391 code for a protein of 453 amino acids. NCBI's taxonomy places the organism in Eukaryota, Fungi, Basidiomycota, Agaricomycetes, Polyporales, Polyporaceae. Gene Ontology annotation, biological process: transmembrane transport. The record is from RefSeq and is a predicted model, not a curated record.